AUGUUUUUCACCGGAAUCCAUUUCUCCGACUGUCGCCCCCUUCGUAGGACGACUACAACGACAAAGAUUCCGAUGCACUACUCGACGGCUGAGUUCUACGAAUACUGGCGGCGAGGAAUUUCCGACGAGAGAAGGUUAUCGGUGGUGAACUCAAGCGAUAAGUACGACCUUGUUUACAGAGUUUCCGGCAAAAAAGUUCCUGCCGGACCAAAUCCGCUUCACAAUAGAUAA
Messenger RNA from Arabis nemorensis, 231 nucleotides. NCBI's taxonomy places the organism in Eukaryota, Viridiplantae, Streptophyta, Magnoliopsida, Brassicales, Brassicaceae. The record is from the annotation of a GenBank genome assembly.